Molecule: messenger RNA, 2959 nt
Organism: Hyla sarda
Lineage: Eukaryota; Metazoa; Chordata; Amphibia; Anura; Hylidae
Gene: LRRC75A
Product: leucine rich repeat containing 75A
Exons: 4
Coding region: 795-1829 (344 amino acids)
Source: RefSeq, a predicted model, not a curated record
UGGCUACAGGAGAGGCUCAUAGACACCCAAGUGCUACCUGCCAGCUCCUGGGCUGCAACCAGAGGAAACCCCCUUAUCCCUCCCUCCUUGGCUGUAAGCUGCAAGUUGCAGCAAUGGGCUCCUGGGCUCCUGAGACUUUAAUCGGAUUGAUUCCUAGUGCCAGGGAGUCUGUGCUGAGAGGCUGAGACUUUGGCGUGUCAAAUGAUGUGUCUCUCCUUCCCCCUCCCCCUGUCAUUAGAAAUCCUUCUGCUGCUGCUGAUCCUAGGGCUUCAUAGGGACGUGCAACAGUUUAUUGUGGAGCAGACACAUGGACAUGGGGCAGGACACAUCUACGCAGGUGACCGUAGUGUUCUAGUGUCCUUCGCUUUUGUUCUUUGUUGUUCUGCAUGUAUGGUAGAAAGUUGUGUAGCCUGGAGGGGGCUUGGGAGGUGGGGACAGCUUUGUGUUUCCUAAACAGUAGCACUAUCACGUAGAUUUUUUGGGGGCUAACACAGUACUACGCUAUUGUCUUUUUUGGAUGUGCACUAGAGGAGGAGGAAGAGGAACUCCCAGCUGUGUCUGCUGGAUACAAUGUUGCAUUAUGGAAUCUCCCAUAUGAACUGCGAGUGUGUCUGCAGGACACUUACCCUUCUCAAGUGAUGCCAUGGCUGGAGUGACUUGCUCUGUUAAUCACUGACCUGUUGCAUGCAGAACUGCCUCCUAUAAAGAGGUCAUCCGUCCACUCGUUUGCUCUGCUGUGUGACCCCCACCGAGAUCGUUUCGGAUGCCUCUCCUGAGGGAUCAUUCUUACUAUCAUGGGCACCAAGCAGACCAAGGUCUGCCAGGCUUCCAGUGCUGGAGGGGAAAGCCCUCAGCAACACCCCCCCGGAUCCCGGAGGAGCACCCCUGCCAGGGAGAGAGGGGACUUCUGGUCUUUUGGGAUGAAGUCUGGGGAUAAAUUUGGAAAAAACGUAUCCUCGAAUCUACCCCCUUAUCACAGGAGGAUCAGGAUGAUCCAGGACAUGAUGCUGCUGGUUAAACAAGGGAGACAGGAGGAGGCCACUGAGCUGCUGCGACACCUGAGACAGGAUCUGGGCAUGGAGUCUACGUCAUUAGAUGAUGUUCUUUACCGAUAUGCAAGUUUCCGAAACUUGGUGGAUCCCAUUACUCAUGACUUGAUAAUCAGCUUGGCUAGAUAUGUGCACUGUCCAAAACAGGAGGGCGAUUCACUUGGGGCCAUGGAGAAAGUUUGCAGACAACUGACUUACCACCUCAGCCCUCACUCACAGUGGAAACGUCAAGGUAUCGUGAAGCGGAAGCCGCAGGCCUGCUUAAAAGCAAUUCUAUCUGCAAGACUUCAAGAUAACAGUUUAGAUCUUUCUGGCAUUCCCCUGACCAUGAAAGACCUGGAGCGUGUGAUGCUUUAUCUUCAGCACAACUCAGAAGAAGUGGAGAAUGUGGAACUUUGUUUUACUGAACUCACAGAUGACAUGUUCUUACUUAUUUUGCCUGUCCUCAGUGGCCUUCCACAUCUUACCACUCUGGCAGUCAAUGGAAACCGUUUGACGAAAUCCAUCCUGAGGGAAAUCACUGAAACUCUAAAGGACCCUAAAAAAUUCCCCAGCAUGACUUGGAUAGACCUUGGCAAUAACGUGGACAUCUUCUCUUUGCCGCAGGCUUUUUUAGUUAGCCUCAAGAAACGAUGCCCUAAACAGGGGAAUUUGCCAACUAUUUUAGAAUUUGGAGAGGGACAGUUAAGUGACCUAGAAAAUCAAGACGCAUCCACUGAGACUGAGGACGAACAGGUGGUUAGUGGCUUAGAAGAUAAGAGUGUGCAGCCACAAAGUUAACCAGAUGCUUCCUGAAGUAUGAGGACCUUAUAUAUGCACAUUCUUUACCAUACUAAGAAGAUGAGAUCUUAUAAAUGACGUCAGCAUGAGGAGCUGACUCUCUUCUGUCCAGUCUUCAAAUUAUGACUGUAUAUUUGAUGUUGACUAUUUUCCAAUGAAAUACAAUUUUCAUCAUUAUUGGUACGUUCUUUAGCCUAUCAGUCAGUGAUUUUGAGCUUCUACUUUGCAUUCAACAGUUUUAUAAAAAACCAAAGCAUGCUGUCAGAUUAUUCCGAUAAGUUAUCAAUCCAUGCUCUGAAGUACUGGUGUGAUCACGGUCAAACCUCAAUUUUGUCACAGAGUUGAUAAAAAUUCUCAAGGUGGCCAUACACCUUCAAUAGCCGUUUGUCGAAAGUUCAUUCAGCCAACAGUUACCUCUCCUGAUCUCCCCCAUAUCGAUCCUCCAUGUGUUCUCAAUAAGGAGAGGAGGAAUAAGCCACUGCCAGACAGCUCUGGCGGCAGCCUAUCUAUCUAAUAAAAAGGCUUGGGCAAUUAAAAUCCAACAUGCCCAACUCAUACACUUUGGUCAGAUGUCUACCAAACCUGCUGACUUUGGCAGCACCAGCUGAAUGUAUCAAGUGUAUGGGGGCUUCCCAACUCUCACCUUAGGAUGAUGUCGGGAAAGAGUUGGAAGGCCCCAUAUAGUCUGGUUGCACCAAAGUGAGUGGGUUUAGCUGGCAUUUGACUACAGUGUAUAGGGACCUUUAAGGUGGCCAUAUAUAUAUAUAUAUAUAUAUAUAUAUUGAAUAGCUGUUGGCUGAAUGCUUAUUUGGCUGACAGCUAUGUCUCUUGAUUCACUAUAUACACAUGCAUGCUCUUGUCUCAGCACGCAUUUGUUUUUGUUCUCUCUCCUUAAAAAAACAUCUUUCCAGGGAACAAAGAGAUCUUGUAGGGUUUGACCAACAAUCUGUGUAUGGAUAGCUUUAGGAAUGUUAUAUAACUACUUAUAUUUUUCCAAAAUUUUUGCCAAAUGUUAUUAUAUUGAAAUAUAAGUCUUCAGUUUUAAGAAUACUGGCAAAUGAAUGAUAUAUAUAGAGAUGCAGAACAAACUUCAUUUGUUAGUAAAGUUUUGAGGGUAUCUAAGAAAAAAA